AAAAAUUGUCCUUAGAGAAAGCCUCUCAAUUUUCGUAGUUUCCUUCCAGUACCUCCGUUGAUCCUUGACACGAUAACACAAUCCAACCCCACCUUAAUCAACCUUGGUGAUUAACGACAAAGGAUUCACCUUUUAGUUUAUUCCUCUUCUGGGCUAGGCUUAAAACUUGUCUUUUUUAGCGGUCCGGCAGCCGGCGGGGGGUAAUUCAGGCGGGUGGUGUUUCAGGUGCGAGCUUGGGUGCUUCAACUCAGUUCCGGAACGCCCACCGAGUUCCCGGUCCACAGCUAUGGAGGCGUAUAAGAAUUGGGUGCGGAGGAAUAGAGAGUACGUUAACUCGUUGGAGUCUCUCGCCAAUGGAGUGACGUGGCUUCUACCUGAAAGGUUUUCUCAGUCAGAAAUUGGACCAGAAGCAGUUACUGCGGUUUUGGGUGUCAUUACUGCAAUCAAUGAGCACAUAAUUGAUACGACUCCAAGAAGUCAGACACCUUCCGCAGCUGUGGAGCCUCGCUGUUUUCCUUAUCCAUUAUGUUUAUCCAUGAUAAAGGAAUUGGAGACAUUGGUGGAAGUUGCUGCACAACAGUACUUUGGGGAUGAUAAAAAAUGGAACUUCAUUGCUCUUACUGAAGCAACAAAGGUGAUAGUUAGGUUCGCAUGGUAUAGGCAAAGUGGAUAUAGGAUGCUUUUACAAGGGGGAGAGACAGCAAAUAUUGAAAAUUCGCCAAGUCCAUCAAAGUCUGGGAAUCAUCACGAGCCUGACCAUUUUCUGAAUAUGAAUGGAAGAACCCAAUGGAAUACAGAAGGCAAGGCCUUGUCUGCAUUGAGCAGAUUUCGAGAAAAUGCCAGGAUGGUAGCUGACCCAGAGUGGUUACGUUGGGUUCAGCAUCAACAUCCUAUCAUGGAGCCUCCAGCUCCAGUGGUUCAGCGGACAACGCUCUCAAAGUUAUUGAAUAAAAGAGGUGUUUCUGGGGUAUUAUUUGUUCUAGGGGAGGCACUAUUUAUUACAAGACCUCUUAUAUAUGUAUUGUUAAUCAGGAAAUAUGGUGUUCGUUCAUGGGUUCCUUGGUUUCUUUCUCUCGCUGUUGACUUUGUUGGUGUAGGCUGUCUUACACCACUGUCAAUAUUGCGGUUUGGAGGAAGGGAGCAACAGAGUAAUUUUACUGAUGCUGAAGAGCAUGAGCUAAGGAGAAGAAAACUGUUAUGGGCACUUUACUUGAUGAGAGAUCCAUUCUUUAGCACGUAUACAAGGGGAAAACUGGAAAGCACUGAGAAGAUAAUGGAGCCUGUACCUCUUGUCGGGAUUCUGACAGCAAAACUCGUUGAGCUUCUAGUUGGAGCCCAAACUCGAUACACUUACAUGUCCGGUUCAUGAUAUCAUUGAGAUGAGCACAUUCUGGAAGAAGUUGAAUUUGUCGAAGAGGAUAAUUUGCGAGUGAAGUUUCGGAGCUUCUCUAUAUGUAUAUUCAUCAUGGAUUGUUCUGCAAACGAUAGUUUUGAAUUUCAAGACAAUAUUGUUGUGGCUGGCGAGUUAACAAGAGCGGAAGUCUUGUGACCAAACUGAAACGAUGGAUGAAUGCAGAUGCAGCACAAUCGCGACGAAAUGGUUUGAGCUGAAGGGUCUUGCUUCGCUUGGAAGGUUUGAGAGUCCCAUUUGAUCUACAAUUACCAAAGCCCCCCUGCCUCAUAAGUCAUAACAGAAGUCGGUGGCCAUUGGCGGGACUCGGGAGAUGAUGAGAGAAAGUAAAUUACUGUGUUUGGGAGAAUAAAAGUGAUUUUCAAAUUAUUGAUGAGCAAUCUACAUAUGGAGCUUUUCCCUGAUCUACUUUUAACAUGUAGAUAGUCCAUCAAAAUCAAAUAGCCCGUAUAAUAUUUGUGAAUUGAUAGUCCACUUAAAAUAGGAAAUAAAAUUAUUUUGCUCUAUCAUCAGCAAGAAGUGUGAGGAUUGUUUAUUUAUUUAAAUCUUUGACCAUCUUCAAAUACUGUUACCCUCACACCAUACUACUAGAGACAUAGCCAUGAUUAAGCAUUCGCCCGGGGUGGGGGCUAAAAUAUGUUGUCACAUACUUAAAAAAAACAAAAAUCAAAUUACUUUGGGAAGAUGUUUGACCCAAAUCAGUGGCGGGGAUUAGUGUAAAGCCUUGAUGUGGACUUUCUCGUCUGAUCUCCUCUCGAGUGGAAGAAUCCUGAGGAGAUUGGGGAUCUAUACUUCGACGCUCAUGUUAGAAUAGGAUAUAUGAUAAUAUAUAGAGAAAUGUAGAGAGAGAUAGGGUUUAGAAAGAGAACCAUAAGUGGGAAAUGUGGGAAGGGAGAAAAGUCCCUUUGUUUGGAGGGCCUGGCCUCCUUAUAUAGGAGUCGGAGGCAUCCAGUCGGUGGACGCCUCCGGGUGAAUAAACACCCCGGUAAACUGGAUGCCUCCCGUCGAUGGACACCUCCCAAUGAUGGACGCCCCCGGGUGGACUGGAUCCUAGAGUAGGCUUGGGCCCAACGUGAGACGCUUUGUGGUGGGCUUGGGUCCGUAUUAGGCGGGUUAAUACUAGACGCAACAUUUUCCCCUUUGCUUCUUGUAUUCUAUAAGAAUGGAAGGAGUAAAAUAAUGCGUCAAGGUGUAUUAACUGGCCUUACUUGCGAGUUUGCCCCUUGUGCGACCAUUGCUCGGUGAUGGAUGCCUCCGGGUGGACGAGACGCCUCCCGAAGAUGGACGCCUCCGGGUGACAGGAUGCCUCCUAGUGAUGGAUGCCCCUGAGCGAACUGGACCCUUGCGAGUCUGGACGAUGCAGUUUGCCCCUUGUGCAGCCAUCGUCUUUGCUUCUUCGUUUAGCAUUCGAUGUCUUGAGUUAGAGCUCUCAAGACGUUUGAGAUUUCCCCACUAGCCCAUUGUCGAGCGUGCUAAUAUGUAGGUCAUAACUGUGAGCUCUAUGCAUUAAGCUGUUGGACCGCGAGAUGGGCAUGAGCUUGUGUGCAUGUUAAGUGUGAGUUGUUGGCUGAAUAUCAGGCGUUCUCUAUGUGCUAGGGAGGGCGACCCCCCACGACUUGAGAGUUGUGACUUAAGACGUCGUUUGUAUCUUGGCGAUGCCACUAGGGGUGGAAAUCGGUACGGUAUCGGUAUCCCAAUACCAAUUAUCGAAAUUCCGAAUACCGAAUUACACCCUAAAGUCAAUCCCAAUCCCAAUCCCUAAAUAAUUUCGAUAUCCCAAUCACAAUCCCUAAAUAUUUCGGUAUCCCAAUCGGUACUUAGGUAUCCCAAUUGGUAUUGUCCAAUACAAAAUGAAUUACCUUUGCAAUUAAUAAUUAAAUAUAUAAAUUAGAUUUUAUUGUUUAAUUUAGGGGGAAAAGACUAAGCAAAGUGUCUUGAAUAAUGAUAUUAUUAAGGAGAAUGGAGGAGAUGAUACAUCUCAAGUUCUUGUCAUUGGUAAUCGUUAAUUGGACGAAUUGGAGGUUGAGAGACGACUAUUAGUAGUGAUAGAAUGAUCUAUGUAUAAUUAAAUGACACUCUUGGUGGUUUAGGGUCGUGUAGUAGUCAAUGAGAGAGUCUAGUUGAGAGGAUAAAAUACACACUAGCUUAUAUUUCGGUAUUGAUCGGUAUUUCGGUAUAUAGCGAUCCUAAUCCCGUAAUCCCUAAUACCGAAUAACAAUUGAAAUUCAAUCCCAAUCCCAAUCUCAAGAAAUAAUACGUGUAUUCGGUAAUACCAAAUAUAGACAAAUUAUGUAUGGUAUUUGGUAUAUCCCAAAUACCGGUACCAAACUUCCAGCCCUAGAUGCCACACCUAUUGGGAGGCGGGAUAGUGUUUCUAACUGUACCUAUGUCGCGCCUACGGGGAAACGGGAUCGGACUUCAAACAAGCGUGGAAGCAUCACUCGAGGGUGGGGUGGAUUUUUUUUCUUAUAGGAGGUAGCUGCAGAGUGCUCUAAGUACUUAGAGUCGCAUUCUGAUUCAUAAAGCGGUCUCGUAGCCCAAUGGUAUGCACUUCAGCUUGGACAAGACGGAAAUAGGUUUUGAAACCCAUGGGAAGCAUUUACAUCAUAUCCUUUUUAGUAAAUGGAAACGCAUUUGGUUGGACUGUCCGUCAACGUUGGGCUUUGCUUGAGGUUUUGGAAGCGAAACCGCAUGCACAAUCGCACACAGAGUGAUGUUCGGGCUUGGCGUUGAUUAAAGGCAAAGCGAGUCGGACUGGGGACUAGCCUGCAUUGUGAAAUGGGAAGCUUAAAGACAAGCCCUAGUUGUUGCGGACCAGACCCAUGUAUGUGGGCGCGAUUCGAGGGCGGCCUGAAUCUUUCGUGGGACGCGGGAUGUGAAUCGUUGAAGUAGCGACGCAAUGUAGAGGUGAAUAAUCCGGAAGUGUGAAGCGGGCCAACGUUGGUGGAGCUGGUUGGAUGUGAAGCGGGCUAACAGCUUUAGCGGGCCGUCGGAGGUGGUUGUGGGCCAGAUGCAGUGAGCCGAGACAAUGAUUGUUCUUGGGCGUGUCUUGUGAGGCGAUCUUAUUGAAGGCGACUCACGAUGAUUGCCCUGGAGGCAUGACAGGCUAAGACGGUCUUUGAAUCUGGGCAGAGAAUGGUGUUAGGCUGCGACGUCUGGGCCACGUUGUGGGCAGGGAGCCGCUUUUUAAUUUGGAUGCGGGGGCCGGAGGCAAACCUGCAUAACUUAGUGACUGACAACUCGUUAUGGGCUUAGGUCCGAAAUUGUAUUGGGGAAUUUCGCUAGCUGGUUGAGAGAGUGGGUGCCCCUUGACCCUAUUUGGAAUAUAGACAACCCUAGUUGGCGUCUACGCCUCCUUUGUCACUUUUUUUUUUUUAAAUGCUUUCUUCUUCUCCUCUACAGCGGCAGCCUUUGAGGGCAUUUUCUUCCGCUUUCCUCAAGAUUCUAGUGUAACACCUGAUAUUUGGGUUUCGGUUCGACCAUAAGAAAUGAACGGUUGGAUUGACGGUUACGUAUAAAGGACUGCAAUAGUGAAUUGAAAAUAAUAAUAAUAAUUAUUAUUAUCAUUAAACAAAAAAGGGAAAAGGGAUAAAAAUCCUUAAUCCGUUCGGUUACACUCUCCCACCCGUUACACCCCUUCCUCUCUCUCUCUAUGGACUUCCAUCUCCUUGGAAAACCUAUAACGUAAACCAAAUACAAGGAGCUGCGACAGGUCUCCCAACUAGUCCCUCUCUCACCCUCAAUCUCCAUAUUUCCAAGAGAGAAGUCUACACGAGUGCCGUUGUGAUCCUUCUCCUUUCCUCUAGAGUCUAGCCUUACCCGAGAGAUAAACAAUGAUGGUGACCGAGCGAGGCAUAGCGGGACAACAAGGAUGGAUGGAACCAACCAUACGAACGAUGAUGACAAGACGGAGUUGAUGGCUAUGACGAGCUCUUAGCGGAUAGAGGGCCGCCGAUGAGGAUUUAAUGAAUCGACGGUUGAGGUAAGGGCUGAACCUCUGUAGGCCUUUAUCGAUUAUGGUGUUGCUGGGUGAAACAUAGAUAAUUAAAGUAAUUAACAGGACAAGGUUGGUGAAUAAUCAUUGGGCGAUGUCUCUGAAGUUGGGAUUGUACGUGUAUAUGUAUAAUAUCAACAGUUGAAAUUUAUGGAAUUAUCACAGCAUAACUAUACGAGAGUGGGAGGCGCAUUUGAGUUAGGCAUUUUCAGACAUCUUUGUUUAUUGAGUGAGAAGGUUUAUGAAAAUUACAUCUAAUGAUAACAGGAGAUAUUGAAAUAUCGUCACGAUUCAAACCGGCGACAUGGAGUGGAUCGACAAGGUUUAGAGGAAGUUAUCAUCAUCAUCGUCAAGUUUAGUUUAUUUGUUAAUGUUUAGACUUUAGUAUGAGUUGUUAUGUUUGUUUUAAGUUUAUUGUUCUCCAAAAACAAAUUGGUACGAUUUGU
Linum trigynum is the source of this 5851-nucleotide messenger RNA. Lineage: Eukaryota; Viridiplantae; Streptophyta; Magnoliopsida; Malpighiales; Linaceae. The record is from the annotation of a GenBank genome assembly.